UUUACCAUAUUAAAAAUCAAAACUAAUCCUUUCACUGCUAUUGCUUGAUGGAAUUUUAAAAAUGUAUUAUUUUUCAACAUAAGCCAGCCAAUAAUUUUAUCUUUGCAGGCCCCUGAGAGGUUCUUGGGAGUCCCCAGGGAUCCUAAGGUUACACUUUAAGAAACACUGUUCUAAAUGAUAGCAGACUAUGAUAUCUAUCAUCCCCUGAGGAGGUAUAGCAAUUCUGUGUUCAUAAUAUUUGCUCAAAUCCAAAUCUUUAGGGGUAGGGAUAAGCAAUAUGUAACAUAUUGGGCAAUGGAUUCUUCUCUCAAUGUCCACUAUUUGAGAGAGGGGGGGGGCAGAGAAAACAUAUAAUAUUGGCAUACAAUGACAAAUAGCAUGAGACAUUGCCACCUUUAUUUAUAAGAAUGCCUCCAGCUUCACUGCAGAAAAUAAAAAUUGGGAUGACCUGGUUUACCGAAGACUGCCAUAAAUCAACUGCAAAAAAUAUAUAACCACUAGAUGGCAGAAAAGAGAUGGACUGUCUCUGCCACCUAAUGUCUAUACAGAUGUUUGCAGCCCUACUAUGCAAGCAUUCCUACUAGCCUCAAAAAAAAAAAAAAAGACAAAAGAUAUAUUGGGGGAGUGGAAGGCAGAAAGCAUCCUGAGCGGAAGGGGGAAAUGAUCUAAUCAGUUUGCCUUCUGAAAAAUGGGUCUUUUAAUAAGUUGUCAUAGCUACCCCUGCAGUCAUUUUGUUUGAUUGUUCACAAGUUAGGAUCAGAAGAGUAGGCAGCAUAUACUUUUGGGGAAAUACUUUUUUAAAAAAACAAAAAUGCUUUGAAAAUUCAUAUGUGCCCACCAGCUCCAAAAAAUAAUCUACCUCUCUCACAUUGGGCCAUAUCUUACAUCAGAGAAGUUGGGUCCCAAUGCCAGCUCAAGCAGGGACAGAGCCAAACAAUCGUUCUGUGUUAUUAGGGUGGUGAGCGGCCAGGAUUGAUAACUCUCAAGAAUUUAAGCAAAUGCAGCUUUAGGAGCAAGAAAAGCAGCCCUGCUUCAAGUAGUUAUCUGCAGAAUUAAAGGGAAAGGAGCAUCCCAAGGAAUAAGAUGUCAGUUAUGGUAACCAAUCUCUAUACAGGUCUAUUUUGUUUAAAAAAAAGUAUUUUAUUGUUUUUACUUUUUGACAUUGUUUUAAUGUUUAUUUUAUUUAGCAUUUUCUAAAAUAUUUUAAUGCAGACUUAUUUUUUGAAUUAGUGUUUUAACUGUAAACACUUUGAGGUUCACCUUUAAGAGGAAAAGGUAUUGUAGUGAUUUAAAUAAACUAUCCUUGUUCAUUUAUAGUUUAUUCAUCUUUUCACCCAACUUGUAAAGGUUGAUUAACAGGUGACAUCAAUUGAGAAAGCUAAGGAAAUGCCUUAAAUAUGAAGCCAGAAGCCAUACAUGCAUGUGACUUUGAAAGAAAGUGCAGUGAGAACAGAUGAUUUGCAACAUUCAUAGCCUAAAUGGAGGCUUUCCUGAGAGAACUCACUUCCACUUCCAAGAACCUACUUGAAUUCAGGGAAAUGUAUGAAUAUAAAAAUCGCCUGCAGACCUUAACUGCGUGGCCUUUUAAGGACAAUUGCAAAUGUUCUCCUGAAAAUAUGGCCAAGGCUGGCUUCAUUCACCAUCCGCAUGCAGAGGAAUCCGAGGUGGCCAAGUGCUUCUUCUGCUUGAUAGAAUUAGAGGGCUGGGAGUCCAAUCACGAUCCCUGGUUGGAGCAUUCCAAGCGUAGUCAAGACUCGUGUGGGUUCUUGUCCCUUUCGAAGAAUUUUGAUGAUCUGACAGUAGAAGAAUACUAUGAACUAGAGAUGGAAAGGGUCAGAAAUUUUCUGUGUAAAACCGGCCGGAGUAUAAUAAACACCUUUGAAAAAGAAGCAGCUCUAACAAGGAAACGUCUUGUGGAUCAUUUCAUGAAUAAAUACCAAUAUGCUUCAGAAGCGGAGGCUUCUGUCGUUGCAACAAAAGAAAAUUGUGUGCCAGCCAACAAAUAGAAGAGAAUGGAUUGCAGCUGACAGUCUCUUGUGAUGACAAGCAUGGUCAGAGGUAAAAGUACAUAAUUAAUGAAAUGUGAACAAAGGCCUGGCCUGUAAUACUGGUUAAUAUGACACGAAUGGAAUCUUCGGAUAGCCAUUUAUAUUCCUGAUGCUUUUAUUGUGUGCAAGGCUUGUUCUGCAUAAAACCAGAAAGAAGACAGAAGGAAAUAAUUCUGACUUAUGGAAGUAAUCCACUAAGCUGAGAUAAUGUGUUUGGAUAAUGUAAAGAUAAAAUUUUGAAUAAAGGGUU
Messenger RNA from Crotalus tigris (Tiger rattlesnake), 2298 nucleotides. RefSeq names its product baculoviral IAP repeat-containing protein 5.1-like. The record is from RefSeq and is a predicted model, not a curated record. Lineage: Eukaryota; Metazoa; Chordata; Lepidosauria; Squamata; Viperidae. The coding region runs from base 1479 to 2006 and encodes 175 amino acids. The transcript has 4 exons.